AUGAGUGAUAGACAACCUCUGUUAAACGUUUCCAGUAGGUUGUCCAUUGGUGAUAAUGAGGAUGAUAAUGGGAACAAGAAACAACCUUUAAGCAACAGUUUUUCUGAUUGGCGACAAUGUUUCACAAGAAAAGAAAACGAUGGUAAAUAUAUCAAAUUAGAUGAAGAUACUGAACAUACUGGCAAAGAUCAAGUAGUUGGUAUUCUUCAAUUAUUUCGGUUUGCAAAUCGUAUCGAUGUGGUCCUGAUGGUUAUUACUAUAUGUUUGGCAGUGCUACAUGUGAUUUGCAUGCUCACUAACUUAAUUAUUUUCGGUCGACUUACAGGAAUAUUUGCUAUUGAAUCAUUUGGUAAUAAUUGUAGUGAUCAACAUUCAGCUUCAAUAGCUCUAAUUAAUAACAACAAAAUAUACACUCAAGGCAUCGACUUAAACAUAUGGAACAAUGCUCUGUUACAUAAAUUGUCCGAUAAUAUCGAUGCAGUUUUGUUAUCAACCUUACCUACAUCAAUAUCUUCAUUUCAAGAAGAAGUUAUGCACAUGGUUCACUGGCUAUUCAUUACUGCUGGUGUCCAAUUUCUGGCUAGCUCGACUGCAUAUUUCAUUUGGGUUAUAACUGUGAAACGACAGAUAUCUCGUAUGAGUAUUUCUCUCUUUCGAUCACUUGUUCAACGUAAUAUUACUUAUAUCGAUACCAAGCCAACUGGCCAACUCAAUACUAAACUAUUUGAAAAUAUUGCAAAAAUCGAUAAAGGCAUUGGUUAUGAACUCUUAACCUUGGUGGCAAUGAUAUUCAUCGUCAUUGGUGCUUUAAUAGCAUCUUUCAUUAUCAACUGGAAAUUAACUUUGAUCAUGCUAUGUUUAAUGUCUUUAGUCAUUGGUAGUUCAUUUAUGUUUUCUAAGCUCAUCGCUAAAGAAGCAAGAAAUGAGUUAAAAACAUACUGGAAAGCAGGACAAAUCGCUCAAGAAGUGUUUAGUUCACUGCGAACUGUUCUUUCUCUCAAUGGUAGCAAAUUUGAGCGAAAACGAUAUGAAAGAGAAUUGUACACAACUCAUUGGAGUAGUAUACGCCAAGGUGCAAUUUUUGGAGUUUUUACUGGGUGGCUAUCUCUGAUAUCCUACCUAGUAUAUACAGUCGGCUUUAUCUUUGGUUCUCUUCUUAUGGGAAAUAAUCUUCAUCAUACUUUGACUAUUAGUGAUAUUCUUGUUAUCGUCUCUAUCUUUGCACGAUGUAUGGGUUACUUCAAUUUUGUUGGUCCUUUCUUUCAAUCACUUUCAGAAGCUCAAGGUGCAGCAUCAGCAGUAUUUCAACUUAUUGAUGAGAGUAAUGAUACAAGUAUCAAUGAAACAGAUGUAUGGAAAGAGAAUAUAGAAUCGAUUCAUAAUAUCAAUGGGGAUGUUGAAUUUGACAAUGUUAAUUUUAUUUAUCCAUCUCGAAAAGAAGCACCAGUUUUGCAUAACCUUUCUCUCAUUGCUCGUGCUGGUCAGACAACUGCUCUUGUAGGUUCAAGUGGUUCUGGAAAAAGUACAUGUAUAUCAAUGCUUCUUCGUUAUUAUGAACCUUCAUCAGGUCGAAUUACAAUUGAAGGUCGGCCAAUAACAGACUAUAAUGUUCAACAACUUCGACAAAACAUUGGAAUUGUUAGUCAAGAACCCAUUCUGUUUGGUACAAGUAUUUAUGAAAAUAUUCGUUUUGGUAAAGUAAAUGCAACACGAACAGAAAUUGAACAAGCAGCACAAGAAGCAAAUGCACAUCAUUUCAUCAUGCAAUUACCAGAUAAAUAUGAAACACUGGUUGGUGAACGUGGUAUACAGUUGAGUGGUGGUGAAAAACAACGUAUUGCAUUAGCUCGUGCUCUUGUCAAAAAUCCUACACUCCUUUUACUGGAUGAAGCGACAAGUGCACUUGAUAAUGUUAGUGAAAAGCUUGUUCAAGAAGCACUCGAUAGAGCAUGCAAAGGUCGUACAACUAUUGUGGUUGCUCAUCGUUUAACUACAAUUCAAAAUGCUCAUCAAAUAUAUGUAUUAGAUAAUGGAAGUGUAAUUGAACAAGGUACACAUGAAACAUUGAUGGCAAAAGAAGGAGGCAAAUAUCAAACAAUGGUCAAAAGUCAACGUAUGGAAAAAAUUGAUGAUGAUAAAGAUGGCAUAUUGAGUAUACAAAAAGCAACAGAAGAGGAAGAAAAGUCAAUAUUUGAACGCUCUCGUUCAUUAAGCGACAGUCAAAUGGUCGAUCUGAACAAACAAACUUCAAAGUCGUUUAUGCAUAGAUUCGUCGUUUUAAGACUAUUGUCAAUGAGUAGUCCUGAAUGGAUCACAAUUUUGAUUGCUUCUAUAGCAUGUAUACUGAAUGGAGGAGCUCAACCAUUGUUUGCAUUUUUACUUGCCCGAAUAAUCAAUCAAUUCAAAUAUUGUUCAAAUUCUGAACGACGUCAUCAUGUGUUGAUUAGCAGUUUAAUGUUUUUAUUUUUGGGUAUUAUUUUAUUUAUUCUUCGUUUCUUUCAAUAUACAGCGUUUGCCAUAGCAGGAUCAAAAUUGACGCAACGUAUUCGUUCGAAAGCCUUUGCAUGUCUACUUCGUCAAGAAGUUGCUUAUUUUGAUCGACCUGAAAAUAGUUCUGGUGCGAUCUGUGUUCGACUUUCUUCUGAUGCAUCAGCAAUUAAAGAUAUCACCGGUUCACGAUUUGGAGCCAUCUGUGAAUCUAUCGCACUAUCAUUUUUUGGAAUUCUCUUUGGAUGUCUCUUGAGUUGGCAACUAACAUUGAUCGUUUUUUGUGCUGUUUUUAUUCAAUGUACAGUCACCUAUGUGGAUAUGUCCCUACGUAUACGGCUAAAUAAACAAUCUCGUCAAAUAAGUGGACGAGCAAGUACACUUGCCGUUGAAGUUAUCCACAAUUUGCGUACAAUAAAACAGUUGCCAAUAGAAAAGGAAGUGUUAAGACAAUAUUCUCUACUUAUUCAUGACCUAUUUAUAUCUUCUUGGAAACGUGCGGUGCCACAUUCAGUGUCAUAUGGUAUAUUCUGGUCACUAGAUACAUGCACUAUGGCAUUUGUGUAUUGGCGUGCUCUCAUCCUUGUCGAAAACAACAAGCUCACUUCUGAUCAUAUUAUAAUGGUGUUUUCUUUUGCUAUUUUUUCGCUACACGCACUAAGACUCAUCGGAAUGAUGUCUAGGCGUCUCGCAGAAUCAGUCUCAUCUGCUGAAGCAUUUUUUGAUUUAUUUGAUCGAAAACCAGCUAUUGAUAAUGCAUCUACUGAAGGACAAGAAUUGGCGGAUUUUCGUGGAGAGAUAAAAUUUGAUCAAGUCAAAUUUAUCUAUCCAACUCGAUCAACAUCUAUUGUUCUUAACAAAUUUCAAUGGAAUAUCAAGCCAGGUCAACGUGUGGCUCUUGUUGGUACAUCCGGAUGCGGAAAAUCAACAAUUAUUCAAUUGCUGGAACGAUUCUAUGAUGUUACAAGUGGUCGAAUACUUCUUGAUGGUAUCAAUAUUCGACGAUUAAACCUUCAGUGGGUUCGUUCUCAUAUUGGCCUUGUUAGUCAAGAACCAAUUUUAUUCGAUUUAACAAUUGCUGAAAAUAUUGCAUAUGGAUUAGAAAAUGUUCCAAUGGAAGACAUUAUCAAUGCAGCACGUAGAGCUAAUAUUCAUCAAUUUAUUGACCAAUUGCCUCAGGGUUAUGAAACAAAAGUAGGGUUGAAAGGAAGUUUUUUGUCAGGUGGUGAGAAACAACGUAUUGCUAUUGCUCGAAUUAUCCUUCGUCGACCUAAAAUAUUACUGUUAGAUGAAGCUACAAGUGCCAUGGAUUCAUAUAAUGAACAACUUGUACAAGAAGCUCUAGAACAAGCUCAGACAGAAGAUCCUAGUCGGACAUCACUUAUUAUUGCUCAUCGUCUUUCAACUAUUCGUUCAUGUGAUUCAAUUUGUGUACUUGAUAGAGGACAUAUAGUGGAAACUGGUACUCAUACAGAAUUGACACAACGACGCGGAGCUUAUUAUAAAAUGCUUCUUCAAAACAAUUUACAAUGA
Molecule: messenger RNA, 4020 nt
Organism: Rotaria sordida
Lineage: Eukaryota; Metazoa; Rotifera; Eurotatoria; Philodinida; Philodinidae
Source: the annotation of a GenBank genome assembly